Messenger RNA from Aspergillus neoniger CBS 115656, 1786 nucleotides. Its product is annotated as cytochrome P450. The transcript is spliced from 3 exons. The record is from RefSeq and is a predicted model, not a curated record. Gene Ontology annotation, molecular function: heme binding; iron ion binding; monooxygenase activity. Bases 219 to 1778 code for a protein of 519 amino acids. Lineage: Eukaryota; Fungi; Ascomycota; Eurotiomycetes; Eurotiales; Aspergillaceae.
AAACAGCCAUCUGGAUAGUGGUUCUGAUAUCUCGAGUGACUGUCGUCAUUUGCCCGUCUUUGUUAUCCGCUUGCGGGGAUUUCCUUUUUGGUCGAACUCGGCCUCGGUUGGCCCCGGCUAGCUUCGGUGCUCGUUGACUGGCCGAACUAUAUACUUCAGCUUCUUAUUAUUAUUCCACCUCUUAGCACCACACACUAUUGCACUAGGAUUCGACAGCCAUGUUGGCCCAAAUUGGCUGGCAGGCUAUCUCCAUAACCCGCAUAGGGUGGGGGUUGCUUGCCUUGCUCGUGGGAUUGUCUUCUGUCUAUGCCAUUCACAAUCGUUUCUUCCACCCUCUCCGCCGCAUCCCAGGUCCCUUGCUCGCCUCCCUCACUCCCUGGGUCCAGCUCUACCAUGGCCUUCAAGGAGACCGGCACCUGUGGCUCUGCGCUCUUCACGAACAAUAUGGCUCUCAUGUCCGCGUGGCACCUAACUUUGUCUCAGUAAAUACUGCUCAAGGCCUCCAUGACAUCUACGGACACGGCAAGCGGCUCAAGAAGGCCGAUUUUUACAAUGCCUUCCCCGCUAUCAAAGGCGUGUACAACACACACAACGUCAUUGACAAGGUCAUGCACGGCCGGAAAAGACGAGUCCUGAGCCAGGCCUUUUCGGAUCAUGCACUCAAGAGCAUGGAAGACGUGAUGCUGCUGCACGUGCGGCAACUGUGUGCAGGCUUAACGCGUGCCCAGCAGACAGGCGUGGUGCAGGACAUGGGCCGCUGGUUCAGUUACCUCACAUAUGACGUGAUGGGCGAGCUGUGCUUCGGAAAGAGCUUCGACAUGUUGAUCGAGAGUAGUCGGAGACGGCUGAUCGAGCUCGUCGACCGGGCUGCAAACCGGCACUAUGUGUGCGGUCUCUGGAUGCCCCUAGAUCGAUGGCACCUUGACCAACUCUUCAUCCACCGACUCACCAAUGACCGCUGGAACUUCAUCAUGAACUCGCGCGUGGAAGCAACCAAGCGCGCCCAGGAACGCACCAAUGCCGGCCACGACGCCAAAAGAGACUUCUUCUACUACCUGCUGAACGCCCGGGAUCCCGAGACGGGCCAGGGCCUGACGACCCCUGAGCUCUGGGGCGAGGCCAACGUGCUGAUGAUCGCGGGCAGUGACACGACGUCGACGACGCUAGCCGCGACGAUCUUCUACCUGGUGCGCAACCCACAUGCGAUGGCGCAGCUGCAGAAAGAGGUCCGGGAGAGCUUCUCCUCGGUCGAAGAGAUCGUAACGGGCAGCAAGCUGAACGAGCUGGUGUACUUGAAGGCGUGCCUGGACGAGGCGCUGCGGCUGGCGCCCGCGGUGCCCGGGGCGCCCCCGCGCGAAGUGAUGGAGGGCGGAGCGGUGGUGGACGGGGUGUUCCUGCCGGGCGGGACGGAUUGCGGGACGCCAACGUACUCGAUCCACCGGCAGGCGGCUUAUUACCGACAGCCCGGGGUGUAUUUGCCGGAGCGAUGGAUCGAAGGGGCGAUCUGUCAGACGGGGAUGGAGGCGUGGCAGACAACGCGGGAGGAUGUGGAGAUGGCGCGGCGGGCAUUCUGUCCCUUUAGCAUUGGGCCGCGGGGAUGUAUUGGGAAGAGCAUGGCGUUGAUGGAGAUGCGAUUGACGAUUGCGCGGUUGAUGUUUUUGUUUGAUAUGGAAUUGGGCGAUCGGAGAGGAGAGGAUGAGGGAGGGCAUUUGGCAUUGGUGGACCAUUUUACCAGUGCGAAAGAGGGACCGGAUGUGAUUGUACGGGCGCGUGUGUAGUAACUAAA